This is a messenger RNA of Bursaphelenchus okinawaensis, 820 nucleotides long. Lineage: Eukaryota; Metazoa; Nematoda; Chromadorea; Rhabditida; Aphelenchoididae. The record is from the annotation of a GenBank genome assembly.
AUGCACCCAGUGAACUUACUGUCGCUGAACAGUCAGUUGGCUGGCUUCAUGCUCAUUCCUUUUUGGUUCUACAAAGAUGGAUUGGCAUUAUGGUCGACUUUUACUGAUCCUGUCAACUCGGUAAGUGAUAGUAUCUUCAAAGUUAACUGUAACUUACAUUACUUACAGAAGGUCACAGAGCCCCUAUCCCACUUCAUCGGCUACCUCUUCAUGUCAGGUGUGUUGUCGUUCAUCCAAAACCCAUGUGCCUUCACCCUAAUCCAUCAACUCACGACUCUAUCCUAUGCCAUUUCGAAUGCUGCCAAACGAAUUGCAGUUAUCAUAAGAUCACUGGUAUAUCUUCGAAACCCGGUUACUCCGAUGAACUUUCUGGGCAUGUUAAUAUCGGUUAUGGGGGUGUUUAUCUACAAUCGAAUCAAGAGUUCGGAGCGAAUGAAACGGUCCAAAUCUCAACUGAUUCCGGAGACAAAUGAUGAUUAUAACAGUACCAAGUUCUUGAGACGAAACGACAGGGUGGUACACUUGGGCGGCAUGAGGAGUACUAAUAGUGAUGUAAAGUAGGUUUUAAAGUUUAUGGGUACGGUACUGAAAAUAAAAUUGUAUUUGUUUUAUGGUGCUAAAAAUGAAUUUAUAGUCGGUUUUUUGGUUCUGAUGAUGAAUGGGUUCUGUAGAAUUUUUUUUUUGUGGUGUAAAAGGGGUGGGGGGGGAGGGUCAUUUUUUAUUUUAAAUUGAAGGUCAUGGCCAAAGUUGUUAUGAAGUUACAAAAAAAAUAAAAAAGAAAUUUAGAACUUUAAUUUUCAGAUUACUGCUAUCUUCCUAA